UUGGAAGCGGGUCACAGUCGGCAGCCGCGCGGUUCCCUGCUGUUUGGACCACUACAGACUCCUCCCUUCUUGGCUGCCCCAUCCUGAGCUCCAGACACCAUGAACCUUCCCUCCACCAAGGUCUCCUGGGCCGCCGUGACGUUCCUGCUCCUGCUGCUGCUGCCGCCCGCGCUGCUGUCACCCGGGGCGGCCGCUCAGCCCCUGCCCGACUGCUGUCGCCAGAAGACCUGUUCCUGCCGCCUCUACGAGCUGCUGCACGGCGCGGGCAACCACGCCGCCGGUAUCCUCACGCUGGGCAAGCGGCGGCCGGGGCCCCCGGGGCUCCAGGGCCGGCUGCAGCGCCUCCUGCAGGCCAGCGGCAACCACGCGGCCGGCAUUCUGACCAUGGGCCGCCGCGCAGGCGCGGAGCCGGCGCCGCAUCCUUGCCCGGGAGGCCGCUGCCUGGCCCCGGCCGCCACGGCCGUCGCGCCCGGUGGACGGCCUGUGCUCUGAGCCCGGCGAAGGCCCCGCGUUCUCCGCCUCUGCCCUCUCUCUGUUCCCCCGGAAAAACUGC
Molecule: messenger RNA, 553 nt
Organism: Lepus europaeus (European hare)
Lineage: Eukaryota; Metazoa; Chordata; Mammalia; Lagomorpha; Leporidae
Gene: HCRT
Product: hypocretin neuropeptide precursor
Exons: 2
Coding region: 100-492 (130 amino acids)
Biological process (GO): neuropeptide signaling pathway; feeding behavior
Source: RefSeq, a predicted model, not a curated record